GGACUCGGCCCAAAAAGCGGCGGGCGUCGGAGGUGGCUGCGGCAGCUGAUGUGGCCUCAUGGAUGAGCUGGUACAUGACUUAGCCUCAGCCUUGGAGCAGACAUCUGAGCAGAAUAAGCUUGGUGAGCUGUGGGAGGAGAUGGCCCUGAGCCCUCGGCAGCAGAGGCGGCAGCUUCGGAAACGCCGAGGCCGGAAGCGUCGUUCAGACUUUACUCACCUGGCAGAGCAUACCUGCUGCUACAGCGAGGCCUCUGAGUCAAGUCUGGAUGAGGCCAUUAAGGACUGUCGAGAAGUGGCCCCAGUCACCAAUUUUAGUGACUCAGAUGACACAAUGGUAGCCAAACGGCACCCAGCUCUCAAUGCCAUUGUUAAGAGUAAGCAACAUUCUUGGCAUGAAUCUGACUCCUUUACUGAAAAUGCACCUUGUCGACCACUCAGGCGCCGGCGGAAGGUAAAGCGAGUGACAUCAGAGGUGGCUGCCAGCCUUCAGCAGAAGCUGAAGGUGUCAGAUUGGAGCUAUGAGAGAGGCUGCAGGUUCAAGUCUGCUAAGAAGCAACGUCUGUCCCGCUGGAAGGAGAAUACUCCCUGGACCUCAUCAGGCCAUGGGUUGUGUGAAUCAGCAGAAAAUAGGACUUUCCUAAGCAAAUCGGGGAGGAAAGAAAGGAUGGAGUGUGAAGCAGAUGAACAAAAACAGGGCUCUGAUGAGAACAUGUCAGAAUGUGAAACCAGCAGUGUGUGUAGCAGCAGUGACACUGGGCUCUUUACCAAUGAUGAAGGACGGCAAGGGGAUGAUGAGCAGAGUGAUUGGUUCUAUGAAGGAGAAUGUGUCCCAGGAUUCACUGUCCCUAAUCUUCUGCCCAAGUGGGCUCCUGAGCAUUGCUCUGAAGUAGAAAGAAUGGAUUCUGGACUGGAUAAACUUUCAGAUUCCACAUUCCUUUUACCUUCUCGGCCAGCUCAAAGAGGGUAUCAUGCUCGCUUGAAUCGUCUGCCUGGAGCUGCAGCUCGAUGCCUCAGAAAGGGGCGGAGAAGGCUUGUUGGAAAGGAGACCAUAAGUACUUUGGGUACUGAGAGGAUAAGCCAUAUCAUUAGUGACCCUCGGCAGAAAGAUUUCUGGUUACCAUCAGCUGGGAAAAGAGAACGAAAUCAGUUUAAUCCCCUUUCUCCUCUGUACUCCCUGGAUGUUCUUGCUGAUGCUUCUCACCGAAGGUGUUCACCAGCACACUGCUCUGCCAGGUAAUUGUCCUC
This is a messenger RNA of Galeopterus variegatus (Sunda flying lemur), 1245 nucleotides long. It is a transcript of the gene GPATCH2L, whose product is annotated as G patch domain containing 2-like. The record is from RefSeq and is a predicted model, not a curated record. The coding region runs from base 59 to 1237 and encodes 392 amino acids. Lineage: Eukaryota; Metazoa; Chordata; Mammalia; Dermoptera; Cynocephalidae. The transcript has 8 exons.